Humulus lupulus (European hop) is the source of this 2246-nucleotide messenger RNA. Its product is annotated as protein SHI RELATED SEQUENCE 1. Gene Ontology annotation, cellular component: nucleus. Lineage: Eukaryota; Viridiplantae; Streptophyta; Magnoliopsida; Rosales; Cannabaceae. Gene Ontology annotation, molecular function: DNA-binding transcription factor activity; DNA binding. Bases 547 to 1746 code for a protein of 399 amino acids. The record is from RefSeq and is a predicted model, not a curated record. Gene Ontology annotation, biological process: positive regulation of DNA-templated transcription. The transcript is spliced from 2 exons.
GGAGUUAGGGAGAGACUUAAAUUUGGGGUUGCAGCUGUGCAGAGCAGUAGAGAGAGAAAGAGAGAGUGUGAGAAGAGAGAGAGGCAUGGCGGCGUUGCAGAGAGAGAAACUUAAUUGUGGUGCUUCUUAAAUAAAUGCCACACUUAAAUUUAAGUUUAUAAGAGAAACACAACAAACCCAACACAAAAACACAUAAACACCACACUAGUGAGUAGUAUUAUACUAGUAGUGGUAGCAGUAGUUUAUAUAUUUUGGGUCUAAAGAAAGAAGAAGAAGAAUAAGAGAGAAUUGAGUGUGUUUUUUGGGAGGGAGAUUUAUUAACCUUAGCUGCCUCCCAACAGUGUCUGAUUCUCAAAUAAACAUGGAUUUAAGAUAGAGAUUAGAGAUUUCGAGGAGUACCCAGAUGAGGAUUUUGGGGUUUUGAAGGUCCAAUUGGGAAGAGGGGGUAUAACUUUUCUCUUUUUCUUCUCUUAUUUUGAGGUGUGUUUCGUAUCUGAUGGAUUUUCGGUCACAAUUGGGGUCAGGGUCAGUAUUAGUGGUGGAAAUAUGGCGGGGUUCUUCUCUUUAGGAUCGUCUUCCACGUCUACACCGGCUUCUGCCGCCGCCGCCGCCGCCGCCACAACCAGAAGAGGUUCGACUAGCGCUGCCCAAGAAGAAGACGACGACAACAACAACCAUAACCAGACCACUACUCACACCGGAAUUCCAGGUCAUCCGGAGACUUUUUUCUGGUACAACGUCAAGCAGCAUAGUAACAACAACAACAGCAACAAUCAUGAUCAUCAGACUAAUACGACCGCUACCUUCGAGCUCUGGCAACAACAACAACAACAGCAAGCUGCGCUUCUCCAUCUCCAAACCAUCCCCACUCGGUCUCACCACCACCACCACCAAGAUCUUUACUCCUCUGCGGCGGCUCUAGGCGUUGGGCCUAGUAGUUACAGGAGUGUUGGUGGUGGUGGUGGUGCUUCGAUCACCGUUGAUUCUUCUGAUGAGCAUCAGUCUUCGUCGGCGAGGUUUAUGAUGAUGAGGUCUUCUUCUUCUGGUGGUGGUGGUGCUGGUGGUGGUGGAGUAGUAGGAGGCGGAGUGAGCUGUCAGGAUUGCGGGAACCAAGCGAAGAAAGAUUGUAUUCACAUGAGGUGCAGAACCUGUUGUAAGAGCCGAGGUUAUGACUGUCAAACUCAUGUGAAGAGCACUUGGGUCCCCGCAUCUAAGCGCCGAGAACGACAACAACAGCAACAACAGCUCUCUUCUCUCCAGCAUCAACCGCAUCAGCAACCCAAAAGGCUCAGAGAUAAUAAUGCCUUGAUGAUUUCUUCUUCUCGAUUGCAAACCAAUACCUCAUCAGGCAUGGAAGUUGGCAACUUUCCGGCUGAAGUAAGCUCACAAGCGUUAUUUCGAUGCGUCAAAGUGAGCUCCAUGGAAGAUAAUGAUGAUCAGUAUGCAUAUCAGACGGCUGUGAACAUCGGCGGCCACGUGUUCAAGGGAAUUCUCUACGACCAUGGCCCCGAAUCCAACUACAACAUGGGUGGCGAAACCUCCUCCGGUGGCGGCGGCGGUGGUGGUGGUGGUGGGAAUCAAGUUCAGCCUUUGGAUCUUAUCACAGUUGCUGCCACGGCCAGUACUGCCGCCGGAGCAACCGAAGCUUCUCCGUCUGGAGCGUUUGAUCCUUCUUCUCUAUACCAACAACCUCCUCUCAACACUUACAUAGCUGGUACGCAAUUCUUCCUACCUCCAAGAUCUUGAUCAUCAUGAGAUCGUGAUGGUGAUGAUGAUGACGAUGAUGAUGAUAAUGAUAUGAUCAUCACCUAAGCCCUACUCAUCAUUCUAUCAUAUUCAUCUUCUUUUUCUUCUUCUUCUACUUCACCAAACUUUCGAUUAUUCAAAGCUGUUUUAAGCUCUAGAUUAUAAACAUCAAUUAAUGUAGUAACAUUUGACAAAGCAAAAGUAUAUCAGAGAGUUAACUACUAGCUAUAUAUAUAUAUAGCUCUAGGAUGAUGAGUACUAAAAUUUAAAGAAUGGUGAUCGAGUACGAGUGGAAUUGAUCAAUGGAUAUAUGGAUCAUUAUUAUCCAUAUGCGGAUAUCAUGAUCUUUGUUGAUUUGUUCUUUGUUUUUAUUAAUUUUGUGCAAAAAAAAAAAAAAAAUCUUGAAAGUGGUUAUUCUCAAACACGAUAUUAAUCUUCUUUUUGGAUAGAGAUCAUGGUGGAAUCAAAUGAAAUGGAAUGGAAUGUGUUAUUUCUUGUUA